AUGACAGAACAAGAAUCUAUUACAUCCACACAACAAGAACGAGAACCAGAACCUUCGCAAGAGGUCUUGAAUGUACCGACACAAUUAACAGCCUUACCAUGCGAUAGCAGUACCAUUGAUGAACUAUCUCCAUAUGUAAACGAAGUAGCAAUAUGGCAACCAGAUGAGAAAUUCAAUCGAUGUUUUAAUUGUAGUCGAAAAUUCACAUUCCUUCUAAGAAGACAUCACUGUCGAUGUUGUGGGAACAUAUACUGUGAAUCAUGUUGCUCUAAUUUCGUUGAUUUUGAUAAAUCAAAAGUAAAGCUAUUAAGAAGAUUUGAAGAACCACCGUAUAGAAUUUGUGAUUUAUGUUUUAAAGAUUUAAUGAAAUUAGCUUAUAUCACUAGAGGAUCUGGGGAAUCGGAUGAUUCUAUGAGUGAAAACAGUGAAAACAAUGAUUCCGAUUCACAACAGAGCCAUCAAAUGUCAACAGUAAAUAGUCAUCUAGUUGCAGUCCCAUCAGCAGGGGAAGAAACCUUUUGUCCUGUUUGCAAUUUAAUUCUAUCUCAAUUCCAAAAUGAAGAAUUGGCAGCAGCCCAUGUUGAAGAUUGUAUACGAAAUGCUGAAUUGGCCCAUAAGGCAUCUUCCUCGUCUUCUUCACCGAGCCGUGCUAAAUCUCGCAAUAGACCUAAGAUGCUGGUAUAUAAAGUAUCAGCAACAAGUGGAAAAAAUCAUAUACUAGAUACAGAUCAUACCAUUCCUGACAACAACAAGGUUGGGAAUAGGAAUGAAGCUGAGCGAACUGAAGGAAACCUCCAAGAAUGUCCAAUAUGCUUUGAAGAUAUAGAGAUAGGUGAAAAAGUUGCUAGAUUAGAAUGUUUAUGUGUUUUCCAUUACCAUUGUAUUAAAAGCUGGAUAAAGAAAAAAGAACAUCAAUUAAAAGAAUCUCCGCAACCUAAUGGAACAGCAGAAAUAAAUAGAAACUUUUGUCCAUUCCAUGAUGCCAUUCUCUAA
Messenger RNA from Naumovozyma dairenensis CBS 421, 993 nucleotides. RefSeq names its product phosphatidylinositol-3-phosphate-binding ubiquitin-protein ligase (gene PIB1). NCBI's taxonomy places the organism in Eukaryota, Fungi, Ascomycota, Saccharomycetes, Saccharomycetales, Saccharomycetaceae. The record is from RefSeq and is a predicted model, not a curated record. The transcript has a single exon. Bases 1 to 993 code for a protein of 330 amino acids. Gene Ontology annotation, molecular function: metal ion binding.